AUUCAGAGAUUUGAAAUGGGAAGUCUUCCUCCUGUCGAGGACAUCACAAACAAACUAUACAGUGGCCAGUUGACCGUAUUGCUUAUGUCCAGUGGACAUCGUGGAAAAUGGAAGAAACGAUUUGUGGUUAUUAGUUUUUCACAUAUCUACCUUUACGAUAAACAGAGUUCAAAAGGCAAAAAUAAAUACUGUGGAGCCAUAAACUUACAAGAUUUCAAAAGUUGUGGACCAGUAAAUAACAAGCAACUAAAAAAGAAAUACGUAAUAGUCGUUCAACCACAAGAUGACAAUAAUCAGGAAUGGCUGUUCGCUUGCGACGACCCCAAGACGCACGAGAAAUGGCUUCAUCAUAUAAAUGAAGCUAUACGAAAGCAAAACCCUUUGAAAACCAGACCUGUUACAGUCCAGUUUGACGAUUAUACACUGGAGACGGAGGUAUUUGAAAGUCGUCUAGCUAAAGACCGACCAAAAGGACCGGGAAGGAGAGCUCCUACCAGGAAAAAGGCAGAGGAGUCUGAUGCAAAAUCUCAUGAUGGUGAUAAUGAUGAUACAGAGGAAAUGAAAGAUGAACCAAACGCCGCUCCUGAGGACAAUGAGGGAGUGACAUCUGCUGAUGAUGGGCACUAUUCCAGUGGAACAGAUGAAGAAUUAGACAAAGAGGAUGCGGAGACCGAGAAACCAAUGGUCACUGACCUGAAGCAAGAGCACUUUCCGAAACGCAUGAACACUCCACCACUAGGAAUAGCUUCACUAACCUCAAACUUAGCAAAAGAGGCGGCUCAGAAACGUCUUGAGAGUCGAAAAGAAGAAACCGAUGAAUCAGAUGACAAAACUACAAGCAAUGGGCAUGCACAAAAUCAAGAAACUAAUGAUGACGACGACACGAAAGAGGUUACGGAUAAUGACUUGGAACUUAAACGAGGACCUUCUUUUGUACGAAGAUUAAGUAAUUCUUUCAUAAAGAGUUUUUCUGGUAGUGCAGGUGAUUCAGACAGAAAAUCUACUAAAAAACCACCUGUACAAGCCCCUUUAAAGAAACCAAAACCAGGUCUUAAGGUCGACAGGCCCCGUGAUAGGCCUAACUCUUUAAUAGUGCAAGGGUCGCCUAGGAUGGUCUCAAAACUUUCACCACUCCAUUCCCCAGUAGCGAGUAAAGGAAGCAAGCCGAUUGUUAGCCCCAAAACGCCGACAGAUUUAAGAGAAGCUGUCAAGAUGGUUGAUGCUGUAACACAAUCAAGUGAAAAACUUAUCAUAAAAGCUAAAGCUUUGCGGAAUGCCAUCAAGGAUUUAGGUGGGAAGGACAAAUACUUAGAGACGAUGCAUGCAAUCGAGAGAAAUGCAAAAUUUGCACUCGCCGACAUAGAGGAUGCUAUUACUCAACUGACUAAGGCGCAAGAUGAACUGAAUAAUACAUAAAAGAAAGAAUUGAACGAACGGAACUGAAUGAGGCGAUGAGCACUAACAAAAUCUGAAAAUGUGACGCUAACAAACAAAUUUUAAAUUCUAUCAACUGUAGUUUUGAUAUAAAAAUACUAGGCCUACAUGAAGAAGUGUAGGCCUACUGAAAUGGAUGUGCCGCAAAAUUUUGAGUACGCAAUGAUCGCGUCAUGUCGCUGUUUCAGGUGAAAUUGUAAGUGAGAGAGCCGAAUUCAAUAGGAACGUUUUAGUUAACGUAAGCUGGAGAAUUAUGCAGCAAAUUCACGGGUCCGAAGUCCUUCUAACACCGGCCUCCUUUAGGAGUUGUUUGCUUAGCACAGUAUAACCCCAGCUAACGGUUUUACGUUUUUAUAAUGUUACAAUCUGGUUUACAAAAAUAUUUGUGUAGAACCGUGAAUAGUUAUUUAUAAUUUACUUUUACAACUAAAUAAAACUGCAACUUUGCCGCAACGUUGUAUUAAUGUCAUUUUCUGACAUAUUAAUCAUAACGUUUGCGAACUGUUUGUGUUUGCUGGGAUGUUGUAUCUCUCAAAAGUAUAUUAGGUUGCCAGCAUUUACACACAGGGUGCUAAUGAAGGAAUAAUAAAUAAUAAUAAUAAUAAUAAUAAUAAUAAUAAUAAUAAUAAUAAUAAUAAUAAUAAUAAUAAUAGUAAAUUAUGUCAUUACUGUAGGCCUACUUCUGACAGAAGUACCCACCGUGGCGACAUUUAGCACAUUUCGGUGCUAAUCUGAAUUUAAAAUGACUUGUAUUUGUAUCAUAGGCCUCCUUUUUCUGACUUAUGCAACAUUUGUAAAUAUAAUAUUCCAUUAUGCAGUAUAAAAAAAUUAUAUCAAGGGCGGAAACAGAUCCAGGUAUUUUGUCGCAUUCCGGGAAGAAAUGUUUUAACCUGAUCCUUGUAAAUGUCUUGAGUUUUGAAUAAGAAAUGUCUCAAUCCUUUUUUUUUCGACUUUUGAUGUUUGCACCUGGUUCUGUGGCUGCCUUUAGAGCAGUGCUUGAAUUUUAAUUCAAUGACGAUGAUCUUGUAAUAUUCGAAUUCCUAUAUCAUAUCCACUACUAGUAGGCAUAGUUUAUUGCAAUAAACAUUUUGUCUUUCCCCCCACCCCACCAUUACCACAAGGCAUUAAAAAUAUAUAUUUGAUAUUGUAAUAUACAUAUAUUUUCUCACUCGUUGUUCCAAUAGUUUUAGAAAAACAUGUACUUAGUUCCUAGACAUUUUUAGGAUUUAUUUAACUUAUGAUUAUUGUUAUUGACAAUCCAACACAUUUAAGUUUGUAUAUACUGACAUGUUUAGUAGGGAACUUUCGAUUGCACGACGACGGUAGGGCUAGAACGUAAUGACGUCACUAAAAGUCCUCUGCGCAUGAAAGAACGUUUAGGUCACCUCUCAUCGAGUAGAUUCUGGAACGCAAUUUGGCCAAACAGAGAACGUAGGGCGCCAGGUAGGACGGUCACGCAUGAGUGAUUCCGUUCCAGCGUCGCAUCGUCGCACAAAUCGAAAGCUCCCUAGUAAUAAAGUAAUAAGCCAAUUCGUAUUUUGAACCGUGCAUGUCAAAUUCAGUCGACAUAAGCAAAACAUACAGUACACACUACAUAUGUUUAUGGAGAUUGACCUUGGAUACGGAAUGUGCAGAUCAAACUACAAAUUAGCCUAUUCAAAAGUUAAUGCAAGAAACAAGAUAUCAAGUUACAGUAUUCACUGAUAUCGCACGUCAUUUUAAAAAGCAAAAUCAACUUCUAAAAUGUAUGUCGUUAGAAAAUUAAAACUCGGUUAUGGCUUAGUUCAGACUAGGUGGAUAAACCCGGCUCAACUUACCGGGUUUAUCCACCUGCCAGUCUGAACUAGGUGGCUUAUCUCAAGCCGGGCUGUGUUCCUAUAGUAACUAGGCCUGGUGCGCCACCGUG
Anneissia japonica is the source of this 3340-nucleotide messenger RNA. RefSeq names its product general transcription factor IIF subunit 1-like. The record is from RefSeq and is a predicted model, not a curated record. The transcript is spliced from 6 exons. Lineage: Eukaryota; Metazoa; Echinodermata; Crinoidea; Comatulida; Comatulidae. The coding region runs from base 16 to 1416 and encodes 466 amino acids.